UGGUCAGCUCUUCGCGGUCCUCCGCCUGUCGGUCUGUGUGCGGGCGUUGUUGCUACGACGGCUGCCAUUUUGGUUCGAAGCAUUGUAGCGCAGACUUCUUAGGAUAUCAACAAUAUUACUCCGAGUCAGGACUACAUUCUAAUAAUUAAAAAUGCUUUCUGCCGCCCAGCUACUCGAUGAGUUAAUGGGCCGGGACAGAAACUUGGCCCCGGAUGAGAAACGGGCCAAUGUUCGGUGGGACGACGAGAGCGUCUGUCGAUAUUAUCUUUGUGGCUUCUGUCCAGCUGAGUUAUUCACCAACACCCGCUCAGAUUUAGGUCCUUGUGAGAAAAUCCAUGAUGAAAAUCUGAGGAAAACGUAUGAGAAAAGCUCCAGGUUUAUGAAAGAGGGCUAUGAGCGAGACUUCCUGCGGUACCUGCAGUCCCUCCUGGCCGAAGUGGAGCGGCGUAUCCGCAGAGGGCACGCUCGCCUGGCUCUGUCCCAGGCCCAGCAGAACUCAGGGGGGCCUGCACCGUCAGGAAAGAACGAAGAAAAAGUCAAUGUUCUAACAGAGAAGAUUGAAGACCUGGUUGUUCAGAUUGAGGAGCUGGGGUCAGAGGGUCGUGUGGAGGAGGCUCAGGGAAUGAUGAAGUUGGUGGAGCAGCUGAAGGAAGAGCGGGAGAUGCUCAGCUCCACCCCCUCGACCAUCGAAAGCUUUGCAGCUCAGGAGAAACAGAUGGAAGUGUGUGAGGUUUGUGGGGCUUUCCUCAUCGUUGGCGACGCUCAAUCCCGAGUGGACGACCACCUGAUGGGCAAGCAGCACAUGGGCUAUGCCAAGAUAAAGUCUACCGUGGAGGAGCUGAAGGAAAAACUGCGGCGUCGUUCCGAGGACCCCCAAGGGGAAAACCCGGUCCUGAAACGGGACAGAGAAGAGCGCGAGCGAGAGAGGGAGGAAAGGGAGAAAAAGCGCAAAGAGGAGGAAGAGAAGGAGAAGGAACGAGAGAAGGAAAGGGAACGGGAGCGCGAGAGAGAGCGGGAGCGCGAGAGGGAGCGAGACAAGGAGCGGGAGCGAGAUCGCGAGAGGGAAAGGAGGGCACGACGAAGUCACUCCAACAGCCGCCACUCCAGCCGAGCGUCGGACAAGAGACGAAGCAGAUCUCGUGAUCGACGAAGGUCCAGGAGCCGGGACAGGGACAGGGAACGGAAACGCAGCAGGAGCAGAGACAGGGAGAGGAGACGCAGCCGCGAGCGCUCUGACAGGAAACGCCGCUCCCGCAGCCGCGACAGGAGGAGGUCACGCAGCUCUGACCGCAAGUCUCACCGCCACCGCAGCCGCAGCAAGGACAGAGAGCGAGACAGAGGCAAGGAGAAAGACAAAGAGCGGUCGUCUAAAGACAAAGACCGUAAAGCAUCAGAGGAGAAGAGCGGUUCUAAGAAAGACAGGCACACUGAAAGUGAUGCAGCUGCCAUCAGAGCUUCAUCAGAACCAGAACCGAUGCAGACGGAGGCCGCCGCCUCCCCCCCUCUGGUCAAUGGCCAACAAGAGCUCCUCCAAUCUGAAGGUGACACUCAGUCCAAUUAAAACUGAUCUGAUAGGACCUCAGAUCAGGCUCAGGUAAGUGCUGCCUCCUCUUCACUCCCCCUGGCUCUCAACCCACCCUCACACACCCUGACCCCUCCCCUUAACACCCACCCCACCCCUCCCCCUUGCCCUGUUAUGUUCAGUUCAAUGACUCUGAUGUUGUCUGAUGUACUACAUGCAAACAUCUUUAUCCUGUUUUUGAUUAGUGCAUCGUAAGUAUGCACUGAAGAUGAAGGCCUAGGCCCGAUGAGUGAGAAGAAGGUAGAAAAGAUUCACUCAAAGCCAAGAGGGAAAGGCCAGUGUAGCCCUGAGGUACCCCUCGUUUUGUCUCGGUUUUUGACCCUUACACAUGUUUAUGUCACAUUGUCAACACAAUGACAGCAAAACGUAACUCAUCAGUCUAAACUUUCUAGCUGUUUUCAUGCCUGCUUUUACCUUAUUUUACUGUUUUCAAACAGGAAAUGGUAACAUUCGAUCCAGGGAAGAAGUGUCUCCAUGUUUAUUUAUCUAUCGCUCAGAUUUAUCCCAGUCAUGUGUAGAAAGCCGAGAAAACAGAUCAACCUUGGAUUUAAGGUGUGUGUGGAGAACAGCAGCACUUAAUGUAGCCAUGGAUUUCUGCUCCAGCUUAAUGUGCCUGAUGAUGCCAUGCACUGUGUGUGGGGUGGGUGGGGGGUGCAGCACCGGGAACCUGAGGAUUGACUAACUGGAGGGUAGGGUUUAUCACAUGAAUUGCAGCUGACUUCUAUACCUCACACAGCGUUGGUGUUGUGAGCGAGACCACAUGAGAAAAAGGGCAAAUUAAAAAUCUUGGAUACUCUCUGACUGUCAAACUGUGCAGGUACUCACCCCAGGUACUCCUUUCUCUACCCACAUCCAUUUCUGAAUGCUGUUGCCUGUCAGAACAAACCGUUAUUCUUUAGAUCGAGUAUUUGAAUCAACAGCUGUGUGUAUUUUUUCUAAUGGUCAUUUUUGCUCUUGUGUUUAUGGAGGAGUCGUGUUAGACUUAGACGAUGAUGUACCCUUUGCCAUCAGCUGAAAUUGUCACUAACAUGUACCUGGUAGCAUUGUUUGGCUGUUUAAAGUCACAUUUCUGUAGUCUGUAGGGUGUUUCUGUGGUUCUCAGGUUUUUCUUUCACAUGGCAAAGGGAAUAUCACGCAGCCUCGUCUCCACAUUUAAACCUGAUCUUGUGGAGGGUAAUUGUGAAUUGCUAAAUAUUUCAAUUCAGAGAGAAUAAUAGGAUAAUGUGGCCAAUUCACCCAAGAUUAUAACUAUAGUUAACUUUUAUGCAUUAAUGGUGGUUUUUUUUGUCAGACUUCCUCCGUGAUUAGGUUGAGGGAUGUUUGCUUAGUGAAUGUUCUCAGGUGUUGCUACGAGCCCGUGUUGUGGGACCUUUGCUAAUAUUGCGCAUUGUGGCCGUUUUUCUCCACAGAGGAAGCUGGGAUGACUUAUGGAAGAAGUGGAAGAGAGCACCCGUCUUUACCCUGAACCCGACACACCGCUGCUUAAAAAUAAGGUGAACCACAAACGUGUUGUGGCUUAUUUAAGAAAUGAACCUAAAGUACACGUGUAAAUGUGGAGAUGAACUAUUCAUGUUUUUUAUGGUCAUCUCAUGUCGGUUAUGAGGAUAGCUGUGGUUCAUCUGAUUUUUAUAAGAUUGAUUGGUCCAUCUCUUAGAAAACUUAGUUAAGGUGCAAAUAGGUUUUUGUUUUAUUUUGAAAAUCUUUACACAUCCUCUGUGUUUCUUGGCAUUUAGAAAAAUGGAAUAAACUUCAAAAACAGUGCUUGUGAUUUGUGUUUGUUAGUCAGGUUGUCUCACUUCCUGACCUUUGAAGAAGUCCGAUCAAAGCGUUUGUGCGAUUUCAGGGAGUCUCUUCACCCCCACUUAGAGCCCACGAUGAAUGCUCUUGUCCCAAAUCUGUAAAAUAUUAUGAUUUAUUUUCAUUGAAGACUUUUGAACAUUUAAGAUUUAAUUUUGCCUUGCUUUUAAUGUUCAUGUUAUGUUGAAUAAAAUGUAAAAUGGAA
Nothobranchius furzeri (turquoise killifish) is the source of this 3584-nucleotide messenger RNA. Lineage: Eukaryota; Metazoa; Chordata; Actinopteri; Cyprinodontiformes; Nothobranchiidae. The record is from RefSeq and is a predicted model, not a curated record.